ACUUGCGCGUGAGAUUCCGGAAGUGGUGGAGCCAACGGCGCGUCAGACCCGGGGCCAUUCUAGCGUCCGUGCUGCUCUCUAGGGUUGGGCCUUUGUUCGUGAGACAACAGCCUCUUGGUGUCAAGGUUGUCGAACAGAAGAUACAAUCAGAGGAGGCGAACGAACGUGCCACUGAGAAACAGUUCUCUUCUCCAACAUGUACAGAACCAAAGUGGGCUUGAAGGACCGCCAGCAGCUCUACAAGCUGAUCAUUAGCCAGCUGCUCUAUGACGGCUACAUCAGCAUUGCUAAUGGCCUCAUAAAUGAAAUCAAGCCUCAGUCUGUCUGUGCACCCUCCGAGCAGCUCCUGCAUCUCAUCAAACUAGGAAUGGAGAACGAUGACACUGCGGUUCAGUAUGCAAUUGGUCGAUCAGAUACAGUUGCCCCCGGCACCGGUAUUGACCUGGAGUUUGAUGCAGAUGUUCAGACAAUGUCCCCAGAGGCUUCCGAAUAUGAAACAUGCUAUGUCACAUCCCAUAAAGGACCAUGUCGUGUAGCUACCUAUAGUAGAGAUGGGCAGUUGAUAGCUACCGGAUCUGCUGAUGCUUCCAUAAAGAUACUUGACACAGAAAGAAUGUUGGCCAAAAGUGCCAUGCCAAUAGAGGUCAUGAUGAAUGAGACUGCACAGCAGAACAUGGAAAACCACCCAGUCAUUCGCACACUCUAUGAUCACGUGGAUGAAGUCACAUGUCUUGCUUUCCACCCAACAGAACAGAUCCUCGCAUCUGGUUCGAGGGAUUAUACCCUUAAAUUAUUUGAUUAUUCCAAACCAUCUGCAAAAAGAGCCUUCAAAUACAUUCAGGAAGCUGAAAUGUUGCGCUCCAUCUCUUUCCAUCCUUCGGGAGACUUUAUACUUGUUGGAACUCAGCACCCUACUCUUCGCCUUUAUGAUAUCAACACCUUUCAGUGUUUCGUCUCUUGCAAUCCUCAAGAUCAACACACCGAUGCUAUAUGUUCUGUUAAUUACAAUCCCAGUGCCAAUAUGUAUGUAACUGGUAGCAAGGACGGCUGCAUCAAAUUAUGGGAUGGUGUUUCAAAUCGAUGCAUCACAACUUUUGAAAAAGCACAUGACGGAGCUGAAGUCUGUUCUGCCAUUUUUUCCAAAAAUUCUAAAUACAUUCUCUCAAGUGGAAAAGACUCUGUAGCUAAACUUUGGGAAAUAUCAACAGGACGAACACUGGUCAGAUACACAGGUGCGGGUCUGAGUGGACGGCAGGUGCACCGGACACAGGCUGUCUUUAACCACACAGAGGACUAUGUGUUGCUGCCUGACGAAAGGACGAUCAGCCUCUGCUGCUGGGACUCGAGGACAGCCGAGCGGAGGAACCUGCUCUCCUUGGGGCACAACAACAUUGUUCGCUGCAUAGUGCACUCACCCACCAACCCCGGAUUUAUGACGUGCAGUGACGACUUCAGAGCACGGUUUUGGUACCGGAGAUCAACCACCGACUGAGCCACUUCACUACUAGGGUUCUUGCUUCGAGGACUCUGCCCUCCUCCCCGUGUCCUGUCACCAGCUUCCGUAGUAAGUCAUUGCACCAUCUUUGACAGUUGUGCUGCCACCUCUCUGCAUCCUUCUUGGAUUUGUACAAAAGAAUCUUUUUUUACCUUGAUGUAGAAUCAUGGUGGAAAAAGUUGGAAACACAGAUCUGUGCAGUUGUUCUACAUUCACUGAUUAUUACAGUGUGACUUUCAUCGAUUUUGUAAAUACAGGACUUGCCAUUUCUUUGGAAUCUCUUGAUCGUUUGGAGAAGGAUAAAAUAUUAAAGUGCUUUCUAGAUCUCAAGUGAAUCUGUCAUGAGGAACUUUCAUUUGGUACUUUGUCAACUUCCAUGCCUCUUGCACUGCACUCUUGUAGCUUUCCUUCCAGAUACGGUGGCAUGUGAGCAGGCAUGCGGCUUAGGAUCCAGAGUAUGUGCCAUGUUGAACCAUUUCUGAGACAGUUCUGUCCUAAAAUGAUGACAUUCUGAUAAUAAAGCUCAAGUCUGCAACUUCAGUGUUACAUACUUUUCACUUCAGUAAAAUGAGUGGCCCACGCUCCCUGAAGAGCACUAGGGAUCACGUUAUCGUACCCCCACGUGUUCUUCCAGUGCCAGCAGGAUUUAAUAAAAUUUAGUAAAUGUAUUUCCAAUAAAGUUAUUACAAUUUGAUGAGGAAAAAAAAUAACCAGUCUAAGCAAGAUGAGGGAAACCUGCUGUUGCUCUCAGGUGUUUCUGAGGUAACAAGACUUUUCAGUUCUCUUGAGCAGGACUGUAACUUCUCAUCGCAGAUGCUCAUGGCAGCUGCAUUCUCCAAAGACGUAUAGUGAACCAUCUCAUAGAAGUUCUCUUUUUCUUGAAGUUUUUAGAAGGUGGCAGUAUUUCUUUGGAUUCAGUUCUAUCCGGGUGAGACAACCAUACACUCCCCUCUUACAAACAUAAACUUUGCUUUAUAUUUAUCCCCAAAAACAUACUUCAUGAUCUGGGUAGGAGCACCUAGAAAUGCAGUCUGGGAUCAUUUGAUAAAAAUAGAUAGGUUAAAGUAAAAGUAAUUGCUUUAUAUCAUAGAUAUUUCUUGAAGUUAUUGCACAGAAAUUCUGUUUAGUCAUCAUCCUUGAGGCCUAUUUUAACUCCUUGGUCUAUAUAAAAACCAUUUAACCAUUAAGUAUUCUUUGUUUGUUUUUUGUUACUUUGUUUUUAGAGACAGGGUCUGGCUCUGUUGCCCAGGCUGGUCUUGACCUCCAGUAUUUGAAUUUGGCCAUCUGUGAAUGCUAUUUGAUAAGAUUAGAAAAAAGCUACUUAACAGGAACAAGGAUAACCAGUUCUACCAAAAAUCAUCAAGCAGAACUCCCCACUUUUUCCCUACCUCCCUGUUGCCUUCCACCUAUGAAACCAAGAUUUAAGGCUUCUGUAUCCUGCUCUGGCUAGUGUCCUGAAGUGAACACUGCACUCCUGAUACAAGCUCCAUUGGAUCUUUUCAGUUGUUCAUGAAGUAAAGUAACAGGGCCUAUUAUUUUACAGUUUUUAGACUAAGCAAUGGCUCCAUAGUUUCAGGACUUAACAUUUUGAGAUCAAGGUACUUCUAUGUGUUUCCAAAAUAAGUUGUGGGGAGUUUUUUUGAGGUUUUUGUUUUUGUUUUUUUUUUAAUCUUUUAAAAGUCAAUGUUUUGAGCCGGUUAAGUGCCAAGAAUAUUGAAUGGACUUGGUGUAUUUGUACCACAUAACAUCCAGGCAUUCAAGUGAUAAGUAAACUGGACACAGUGGCACACUCCUGUAUCCCCAGCAAUGAUGGAGGAGACUGAGACAGGAGGAUCGCAAGUUCAAGGCCAGUCUCUGCAACUUAGCAAGAUGCGGUCUCGAAUUUUUAAAAACAAAAAGGACUGGGAAUAUAGCACAGUGGGAGAGCACCCCUGGAUUCAUUCUCUGUACUAGAAAAAGAAAAACAUGAUAAAUAAUAUCUGGUUAGAAUGAGAACAUAUACCGAGUUAUUUUUUUUUUUAAGAAAUGUGAUUUCU
Messenger RNA from Sciurus carolinensis (gray squirrel), 3531 nucleotides. RefSeq names its product cleavage stimulation factor subunit 1 (gene Cstf1). Gene Ontology annotation, cellular component: mRNA cleavage stimulating factor complex. Bases 197 to 1492 code for a protein of 431 amino acids. The record is from RefSeq and is a predicted model, not a curated record. Gene Ontology annotation, molecular function: RNA binding; protein binding. The transcript is spliced from 6 exons. Gene Ontology annotation, biological process: mRNA 3'-end processing. NCBI's taxonomy places the organism in Eukaryota, Metazoa, Chordata, Mammalia, Rodentia, Sciuridae.